AUGGAUUCAGACAAAAAUAUGAACCACGAGGUCACCGACUUUGCCUCUUCUAGUGGCUCUAAUACCCAUGAUCCCGACUCGCCAAACCGUGACCGAUCGUUUACUCCGAUUCCUCUGAGACAGAAAACACAUACCUCCAUGGAGCUCGAUGACUUCUUCAAAGGUCCACGAGACAUGUAUCACCAUUCCAAGGUGCCUUAUUUUCUUCGACUACACGGCAGUGUUGUGCCCAAACUCAUAGUUCCCCUCUCAUUCGUCGCCAUCUAUGCAACCGCAAUCACCUGUAUCGAUCGCCUGUACCAUCCUAUUGGCAUCAACCCAGUCCUCCUCACCGUCACUGGUUUCGUGGUCGGUUUAGCCCUGUCGUUUCGUUCUACCACCGCCUACGAAAGGUAUAGCGAAGGAAGGAAGUACUGGUCUCAGUUGCAUAUGACUGGCCGCAAUCUGGCCCGGCUUAUUUGGAUCCAUAUCCCAGAAAGACAUGAAGAGGACCGAGCCCUGGGUAAGGCUGAUGUCCUUGCCAAGUUGACGGCUAUGAACCUCAUCAAUGCCUUUGCUGUUUCGCUGAAACACCGACUUCGAUUUGAACCUGCGGCGAAUUACCCCGAUCUGGCACCGCUGAUUGGGAGCAUUCGUACCCUCGCCCAAGAAGCUGAUCAAUCUGCCCUGAAACCAAGGGAACCCUCGUCAUGGAAAGCCGCUUCGGAGUACCUUGAUAUCCCAUUGGGACUGUCGAACCCGCGCAAGAUUAUUAAACAGAGCAAAGAUAACUUGGGCAAUAUCCCGCUCGAGACUCUCGGUUACCUGUCCGCCUACGUCGAGGAAACCAUUCAAAACGGACAACUCAAGACUGGGGCCCACCAAACUCAAGUCAUGAACGCUCUCGCGGCCUUCGGCGACAUCUUGAGCGGCACUGAAAGAAUUCUCAACACACCUGUCCCCCUAGCCUACUCCAUUUCUAUCAGUCAAAUCACCUGGGCGUAUAUCUUGGUGCUCCCCUUCCAACUGCUCAAGAACCUCGAGUGGGUCACCAUCUUCGGCACUAUGCUCGGUGCAUACAUCGUUCUUGGCCUGGCUGCUAUUGGAUACGAGAUUGAAAAUCCGUUUGGCACCGAUGUCAACGAUCUCCCAUUGGACAGCUACUGCCGCGAACUCGCAGCCGAUAUCGAUGUGCUGACAUCGCUUCCUCCUCCAAGCACUCAGAGAUUUAUUGAAUCCGAGGCUAACAAAGUUCUGUACCCGCUCAGCGAUGGCGGCUAUGCUAGCUGGGGCCAAAGAUCUGUCGCCGAUAUCCGCCGGGCAUUGCGAUCCAAGGCAACCACCAGUGCAAUGAGCGUCGAGAUUGACCGGGCUGUGGCUCAGAUCGAAAGUACCGAGGCUGCAAGGCAAGCUGCCCAAAAGCAAGAGCAACAACAUAAUGAGCCAAAGCAAGAACGGUCCUUCCACUCAGCUAACGCCGGUGAUGCGGUUUAG
Molecule: messenger RNA, 1473 nt
Organism: Exophiala aquamarina CBS 119918
Lineage: Eukaryota; Fungi; Ascomycota; Eurotiomycetes; Chaetothyriales; Herpotrichiellaceae
Exons: 1
Coding region: 1-1473 (490 amino acids)
Molecular function (GO): chloride channel activity
Source: RefSeq, a predicted model, not a curated record